Molecule: messenger RNA, 474 nt
Organism: Knipowitschia caucasica
Lineage: Eukaryota; Metazoa; Chordata; Actinopteri; Gobiiformes; Gobiidae
Source: the annotation of a GenBank genome assembly
AUGUCUUUCGAAGAGACCGAGUCGUCGGAGCUCGGUCUGAGUGGACCGUCCACGAUGGAGCGCUUUCUUUUCAGCUGUGAGCUGUCGUCCAAAGUCCCGUUUUUUACUUUCCAAGGAGAUGAUGAGGAUGACACGGAGCAUUUCCUCGAGUUUAGAACAGUGUGUUUAGGAGAAGGUGCAAAAGAGGAAAGCAAUGUGGUGGAGGUGACGGCGAUGAACCAUCAAGGAAAGACCAUCUCUGUACCUGUAGCCAACCUUCACAUAAAUUGUCUCCCGAUGGUAAGUUUGGGCGAGUUUGAACUGAAAGCUCCUGUAACCAUCCGACUCAAGGCAGGAUCUGGCCCAGUAAAUAUCAGUGGACUGCACCUCAUCUCCUCACAAGAAGAGUCAGACCUGUCUGGAGAUGAUGAUGAGUUUGAAGAUGAUGAAAAUCUGAGCCCCAUAAAACCAGCAAAAAAGAAACAGAAACUGUAA